UCUCUAAAUCCCUCUGCAAUAUCAAGAAGCUCUCUCACCGGUUAAAAGUUCCGUCACCGGGGAUUACAAUGGUUGAAUCUCCGGUAAACGAAGUAAUUAUUCUUUGAUAGAUCUUUUUUAUUUCUUUUAAACUUGUGUGUAAGAAAUGAUUGAUCCGUUUAUUGUGAUUCACGUUCGAUCCAGAAUUUGGUUCCACAAGAGGAAAAAAGUCCCUUCAUCUUUGCUUUUGUUUUGCCCUUAAUCUCAUUUGAAACGGUGAUUAUCGACUCUGGCGGUGGUGUUGGCUCUUUUUUUGGGGGUGGGUGUACGGCUUCGGUGUCAAAUUGUUGGUUUGGGAGUUCGAUCUUUAAAACUGGGAAAGAUGAAUAUAAGGGUGGCCGAGGAAGAAUCGGCGCAAGAGAAUAAUAUACCGGCCGAUAUUGAUUGGGAAAUGCUCGAUAAAUCCAAGUUUUUCUUCUUAGGUGCAGCUCUCUUUUCAGGUGUUUCGGUCACCCUUUACCCUAUAGUUUUGGUUAAAACGAGGCAACAAGUGGUUCAAUCUCAACUUUCUGGUAUCCGAACCGCCUUUUCCAUUGUUAAACACGAAGGUUUGAGGGCUUUAUACCGCGGAUUCGGUACUUCUUUAAUGGGAACAAUCCCGGCUCGAGCUCUUUACAUGGCAGCUCUUGAGGUUACCAAAAGUAAUGUAGCCAGUGCCACGGUUAAGUUGGGUGUUCCGGAAACAACCGCGGCGGCAAUUGCUAACGCUGCUGCCGGAUUAAGCGCUGCAAUGACUGCACAGCUUGUGUGGACCCCGGUCGAUGUUGUAAGCCAGAGGUUAAUGGUUCAAGGAACCCACCCGAGCUGCAGUUCACCUCGUAGAUAUGUAAAUGGGAUCGAUGCGUUUAGGAAAAUAGUUGGAACGGAUGGUCCAAAGGGGUUGUACAGAGGCUUUGGGAUAUCGAUCUUAACGUAUGCUCCAUCGAAUGCAGUGUGGUGGGCAUCUUAUUCGGUAGCUCAGAGGCUCGUUUGGGGAGGCAUUGGAUGCUACAUUUGGAAGAAAGAUGAUGAGAGUAAUAAUAGUAACACGAUCAGGCCGGAUACGAAGACGGUCAUGGCUGUUCAGGGAAUAAGUGCAGCCAUGGCCGGAGGGGUAUCAGCUUUGAUUACAAUGCCACUGGACACCAUCAAGACUAGACUGCAAGUCCUGGAUGGGGAAGAGAAUGGGAGGCGUGGACCAACAGUUGGCCAAACUGUUCGGAAUUUGAUUAAAGAAGGUGGAUGGUUGGCUUGUUAUAGAGGACUAGGGCCGAGGUGGGCGUCAAUGUCCAUGUCUGCUACAACAAUGAUCACUACUUAUGAGUUCUUGAAACGGCUCUCAGCUAAGAACCAGGAUAGCUCCAUGUAAUCGUUUAUUUUGCCUUCUAAUGUUUUUUCUUCUUUCUCACUUGGCCUGCUGGUGAAUGUAAAUCUGGGUGCAACUUCUUUUUAAUCUGAAAUAACAACAUAAAUCUUUUUAUUUCUUUUC
Messenger RNA from Hibiscus syriacus, 1507 nucleotides. RefSeq names its product solute carrier family 25 member 44-like. The transcript has a single exon. The record is from RefSeq and is a predicted model, not a curated record. NCBI's taxonomy places the organism in Eukaryota, Viridiplantae, Streptophyta, Magnoliopsida, Malvales, Malvaceae. Bases 362 to 1387 code for a protein of 341 amino acids. Gene Ontology annotation, biological process: transmembrane transport.